Molecule: messenger RNA, 504 nt
Organism: Wasmannia auropunctata (little fire ant)
Lineage: Eukaryota; Metazoa; Arthropoda; Insecta; Hymenoptera; Formicidae
Product: dipeptidase 1-like
Exons: 3
Coding region: 17-403 (128 amino acids)
Biological process (GO): proteolysis
Molecular function (GO): metallodipeptidase activity
Source: RefSeq, a predicted model, not a curated record
GGGCUAAAUAUAUUUGAUGAAAUUAAUCAGAAUGCCAGUGGGAUUGGAAGAUGUCUCCAAGUAUCCCGAUUUGUUCGAUCGUUUGUAUGAAAGUCGUGCGGGAGAGCCAAGGUGGACCAAGGAGGAUUUGGAAAAAUUGGCUGGAAAGAAUCUUAUUCGAGUUUUCCAAACUGUGGAAGCGAUGCGAGACGUAUUAUGGGCCGAAUCGCCUCACGAAGAUACUAUAACGGGAAGGGAAUUAUACAUCGCGCAAAGGAAAGAGGGUCUCAAUCCAGGCUCAUGUCAAUCCGCAAUCGAAUGGGACGACGUGAAUGCAACAGAUAUUGAGGUUGAAAAAUCUGUCAGCUUUAGUGCCAUUAAAAGUAGACCGGUGUACCAAAAACUCGAGGUGAACGGUUGUUAAAAUGGAGACCGCGUGUGAAAAUACAUGUGUAAAACGAUAUGUGAUACUUUAUUAACGCAUAAUUAACAUUAAAAAGCAAAAUAUACAAAUGUUGGAUAAUA